Messenger RNA from Lynx canadensis (Canada lynx), 468 nucleotides. RefSeq names its product interleukin 17A (gene IL17A). Gene Ontology annotation, molecular function: cytokine activity. The transcript has 3 exons. The coding region runs from base 1 to 468 and encodes 155 amino acids. Lineage: Eukaryota; Metazoa; Chordata; Mammalia; Carnivora; Felidae. The record is from RefSeq and is a predicted model, not a curated record. Gene Ontology annotation, cellular component: extracellular region. Gene Ontology annotation, biological process: inflammatory response.
AUGGCUCCUGGGACAACUUCAUCCAUGUUCCCAUCACUGCUGCUGCUGCUCUGUCUGAUGGCUAUAGUGAGGACAGGAAUAGCAUUCCCACAAAAUCCAGGAUGCCCAACUACCGAGGACAAGAAUUUUCCUCAGCAUGUGAAGGUCAACGUGAAUAUUCUUAACGGGAAUAAAAGUUCCAGAAGGCCCUUGGAUUACUACCGCCGAUCCACUUCACCAUGGAGCCUGCACCGGAAUGAGGACCCUGAGAGAUACCCUUCUGUGAUCUGGGAGGCCAAGUGCCUCCACUGGGGCUGUGUCAAUACUGAAGGGAAGGAAGACCACCACAUGAACUCCGUCCCCAUCCAGCAGGAGAUCUUGGUUCUGCGAAGGGAGUCUCGGCACUGUCCCCACUCCUUCCAGCUGGAGAAGAUGCUGGUGACUGUGGGCUGCACCUGUGUCACCCCCAUUGUUCGCCACGUGGUAUAA